UUGCCACCGUAUAUUCCUGCCUUGUAUUAUUUUCAUCGGUAUUUUACUUUAAUAUAAUAUAAUUUCAGUACAAAUGAAAACAUGUCUAUCAAAGAGGAUAUUACAGAAUUUGGCUGGCAUUUGAGUCAAGAAGGUAUCGAUACUAUUAGUGAAAAUGGUCAAAUACAAGAUGUAAAUAUUAUUAAGAAGAAGGCUUUAGAUUAUGAUUUGCGUGAUGUUGGGGAUGCUGCUUUUCCUGAGGAUUUUACCAAGGAUCCGACUAAACUAGAAAAACCUAUAAUAGUCCAAAUUCAAAAGAUACGUAAUGUAUCUGCACCGAAAGCAAAUGAAGAAUCUACAUCUGCCCCUCGAAUGUUGAAAUUGACAUUGCAUGAUGGGAAAUCGUCAUGUACGGGUUUAGAGACAAGUCCCAUUCCAAGUCUCAGUAUUAACACUCCUCCAGGAACUAAAUUGUUACUCAAAAACGAAGGGCUGGAGGUAUGUCAUGGUGUCAUUUGGCUUUCACCUAGUGUCAUAUCAGUAUUGGGAGGAAAAGUGACACACAUGAUUGAAAAGUGGGAAUUGAAUCGGAGCCUUGCUAAACAUACUAGAGGUGGCAUUGGAGCAGAUGGGGGUCCUCCACCAUGGAUUCCAUUUGGACAGCGAUUAGAAGCUCUCACUGUUGACAAACAAUUCAAGAGUUUGCAGGAGGCUUCAAAACAGGAUAAUGCGGAAUUUGAAGCCCAGAGAAAAGGAGCCAUUGCUGAGGCACAGAGACUAUCUGGUGUGAAAAAGGUGUUUGGUGGUGGAACAAAACCCUUGUUGGAUGCUAAUGUACAGAAGAUUGUUGAUGCUGGUUUUUCAGAAGAACAGGCAGAGAAUGCUCUGAAAUAUACUAAAAAUAAUGUUGACAGAGCAUUAAAAAUAUUGCAAAAGAGGGACAACUCUGAAAAUAGAAAUAAAGAGAAACCACAAAAAGAACCCGACCAACCUAAGAGGAAGGGACGAAAUAAAGAACCUAAUGAUGAAGACAGUAUUCCUGUGAAGCCAUCUGGAAAAGUAUCAUUGUUUGAUUUUCUGGAAGAUAAAUUACCAAAUGUACCAGAGAAGGACAGGAAUAAUCGGCAAUACAAUGCUAACACAGAAGAAAGGAAUGAUAGGAACUAUGCAAAUAGAGAAAAAAACAGUGCCAAAAACAAUUCACGAGGCCAAGGGUCAAGAUAUGAUAGUUCUAAUCGCAAUAGAUCUGAAAACAGAGGUCACUACUCAAAUGAUAAUCACCACACAUCACAUAGAGAGGAACGAAAGUAUCAAUCUAUAAAUGAAAAACCACCGAGGUUCCAAAAGAAACUAGAAGAAAAAAAUAAGCAGCAACAACAGCAACAGCAGCAACAAAUGAACAAUAUCAACAUGAACAUAAAUUUACCAUAUAACAAUUCAUAUCCCAACCAAUCCCCCCAUUAUUCAGACAGAAAUAUGAGGAGUGAUAGACAUAUUAAUGAGAAUAAGGUACAUCAAUCACAGAAUUAUCGUGGCAAUCCUAACAUCGAUAGUUUAGUCGAUGCGACUGCGAAUUUGAACAUUUUAUCCAAUCAGUCCCGGGCGAACGAGGAACUUCAGCAGCAGAGGGUCUAUCAGCCCCACACGGAGCAACCAUAUCAAAAGCAGUCAUAUAUUUCGAACCCGAACAUGGCAGAGAUACCGCCAUUCAGAAGAAACAACGACAUGCAGAAGUACCAAGAACAAACAUAUCAGCGGCGGCAACCGCAGCCGCCUAACGGGUACAUGGAGCCGCAACAGAGUCAGAUGUACCCCAACGUGAACUACAUGGCGGGCGCGCAGGGCGGCUACGGCGGCCGCCAGUUCGGGUUCGGGCUGCGCGGCGGGCCGUUCCUGCCGGGCUCGCUGCUCGGCUUCCAGAACGCCGCCGUCAACGAGCAGGCGCGCGCCAUGCUCGGCGUCGCCGACAUCAGCUGGAAGGUCGGCGACCGCUGCCUCGCACUCUACUGGGAAGACAACAAUUUCUAUGAAGCCGAGAUCACUGGUAUUUCAGCUAAUACAGUAGUAGUGAAGUUCUGUGCAUAUGGUAAUCAUGAAGAAAUUUUAAAGUCAAACUGUUUGCCGUUCCCUAAUCAAGCGUCGGGCCACAACAACGGCGGGUACAUGUCGCGGGCGGCGCGCCGGCCGUAGUGCCGCGCCGCGGC
This is a messenger RNA of Achroia grisella, 2183 nucleotides long. RefSeq names its product tudor domain-containing protein 3-like. The record is from RefSeq and is a predicted model, not a curated record. Gene Ontology annotation, cellular component: cytoplasm; nucleus. Lineage: Eukaryota; Metazoa; Arthropoda; Insecta; Lepidoptera; Pyralidae. Bases 82 to 2169 code for a protein of 695 amino acids. Gene Ontology annotation, molecular function: RNA binding; protein binding. The transcript is spliced from 7 exons. Gene Ontology annotation, biological process: mRNA processing.